AUGACUAAACUCAGGCCAACAUCUUCUCUCCAAACCCAUCUCUGCUUCCUUCUCUUCCUCCUCCUCCUCCUCAUCAGCCAUGCCAACUCUCAGUCAUUGCAAGACCGAGAACAAGCUGUCCUGCUAAAACUAAAGUCAUACUUGCAAUCUCCACCGUUCCUCAGCCAUUGGAUUCCAUCAACAUCAAACACUUCCCACUGUUCCUGGCGGCCUGAGAUCACCUGCACAAACAACUCUGUCACCGGAUUGUCUCUGGUCAACACGAACAUCACCCUCCCAGUUCCACCUUUCAUUUGUGAUCUCAAGAACCUCACACUCAUUGAUCUCAGCUACAACUACUUUCCUGGAGAGUUCCCAAAAGCUUUCUACAACUGUUCAAAGCUACAGUACUUGGACCUCUCUCAAAACUACUUUGUUGGCAAGAUUCCUGAUGAUAUCGACAGCCUGCGUCGGCUUCGAUACCUUAACCUUGCCCGUAACAACUUUUCUGGUGACAUACCUGUGGCUAUUGGCCGGUUACAAGAGCUCAGGAACCUGCAGCUGUGCAUGAACGAGUUUAAUGGUUCCGUUCCGCCAGAGAUAGGUAAUUUGUCCAAUCUUGAAGACCUAAAUCUCUCUUACAAUGUAAAACUUGUGCCAUGGAACCUGCUUUCCAAUUUCACCAGGUUGAAAAAGUUGAAGACUCUAUGUAUACGCCAAUCGUAUUUGGUUGGAGAACUCCCUGGAACAAUUGGGGAAAUGGAAGCACUGGAAGAAUUGGAUUUGGCAAUCAAUAGUUUGAGUGGGACAAUCCCAAGUGGUUUGUUUCUCUUGGAGAAUUUAAGUAUAAUCCAUCUCUUCCAGAACAUACUGUCUGGGGAUGUACCUCAAAUGGUUGAAGCAUUGAACUUGAGUGCUAUUGAUCUUUCUGGAAACUAUUUGACAGGGCCAAUACCAGAAGAUUAUGGAAAGCUUACCAAGCUAACAGUGUUAGCUUUGUCUUAUAACGAUUUCUCAGGUGAGAUUCCAACAAACAUUGGCCGUCUCCCGAAUCUCAUAAAUUUCAAAUUGUCCAACAAUAAUUUGUCAGGAACAUUGCAUCCAGACUUUGGGAGGUAUUCAGAGCUUGAAAGUUUCGAAGUUUCGGUCAAUAGGCUCACUGGCAAACUCCCAGACAAUCUGUGCUAUUGGGGUAAGCUGCUAGGACUUGAAGCUUAUGAGAACAAUCUCACUGGGGAGUUACCAACCUCUCUAGGAAAUUGCAGUAGUUUGUCCACCGUGAAGGUUUAUGAUAAUGGGUUGUCUGGAAACAUUCCUAGUGGCAUGUGGACAGCACCAAACUUGAGUUCUGUGCUGAUGAGCAACAAUUCUUUUACCGGCGAGCUUCCUGAGAAGAUGUCUUGGAAUCUUUCGCGGCUGGAAAUCAGAGAUAACAGAUUUUCAGGUAACAUUCCAGCCGGGGUGUCUUCCUGGACGAAUUUGCAGGUUUUUGACGCCGGUAAUAACUUCUUUAAUGGCACUGUUCCUCAGGAACUAACCUCUCUUCCUAGCUUAAUUACUCUUUAUCUUGAUCAGAAUAAGCUUACCGGCUUCCUUCCAACAGAUAUUAUAUCAUGGAAAACACUCUAUACCCUUAAUUUCAGUCGAAAUCAACUGUAUGGACCAAUUCCAGCGAAACUUGGUCUUCUACCAGGCCUUGCUGCGCUAGACCUUUCAGAAAACCAACUUUCUGGCCAAAUUCCAGCUCAACUUGGGCGUCUGAAGCUCAACAAUCUCAAUCUCUCGUCCAAUCACCUAUCUGGGAAGAUUCCAAUUGAAUUUCAAAAUGCUGCUUAUGACAGAAGCUUCUUGGACAAUCAAGGUCUCUGUGCAACUAGCCCAUCAGCAAAACUCAAGAUAUGCAACCGAAAGUCUGGCAAAAUUUCGUCUAAAUAUCUUGCAUUGAUCUUAACUUUCGGCAUACUUUUGUCCUUGUUGGCUUUGUCAUUAUCAUUCUUCAUGGUCAGAGCUUAUUGGAAGAGAAAUAGAUCAGAUUCUAAUUGGAAGCUCACCCGAUUUCAGAGGCUGAAUUUCACAGAGUCAAAAAUUAUCUCAGGGGUUACAGAAAAUAAUCUGGUUGGAAGUGGAGGAUCAGGAAAAGUUUAUCGUGUUCCUGUGAAUCGUACAGGCGAUGUUGUUGCCGUGAAAAAGAUUUCGAAUGAUACGAACUUAGAAGAGAAGCUUGAAAAAGAAUUUCUUGCAGAAGUGAAGAUAUUGAGUUCCAUUCGACAUGCCAACAUAGUGAAGCUGAUGUGCUGUAUAUCCAAGGACAAUUCAAAACUUCUUGUCUAUGAGUACUUGGAGAAUCGAAGCCUGGAUCAAUGGCUUCACAAGAGAAAUUGGCCAUCCAAUCUCACGAGUUCAGACCACCAUGUUGUGCUGGACUGGCCUAAGAGGUUGCAGAUUGCAGUGGGAGCUGCUCGGGGCCUCUGCUACAUGCAUCACUACUGUGUGCCACCUGUUGUGCAUCGAGACAUGAAAUCGAGUAACAUUUUGUUGGACUCUGAUUUUAAUGCAAAAAUAGCAGAUUUUGGUCUAGCCAAGAUGCUGGUCAAGGAAGGAGAACUCGCUACAAUGUCGGCCGUUGCUGGCACCCCCGGCUACUUUGCUCCAGAAUUUGGCUAUACAAGACGAAUGAAUGAGAAGAUCGAUGUAUACAGUUUUGGUGUCAUCCUUCUGGAGUUGACCACAGGUAGGGAAGCUAAGGACGAACACACUAAUCUUGUUGAAUGGGCAUGGCGCCAUUUUGAAAAACGCAACCCUCUUGCCGAUGCUCUGGACGAGGACAUCAGAGAACCUUGUUGGUUGGAUGAAAUGUGCUUUGUUUUCACACUUGCCAUCCGUUGCACCCAAAGACUUCCUUGUGAUAGGCCUUCAAUGAUGGAGGUUGUGCGGAUCUUGAACAGAUGCGGCAACCGUUAGGUUGCAGAGAAAAGACCGAGCAUGUUGCCGCUCCUCUGCUCAAUCGGUUAUUGGAAGACAUAAUGGUAGUUUAGCAACAAAUGUGUGAUAGACUUUGUUGAGUUCAAGAAGAGGGAUUGGAAGUAAAAUUUGUAUAGUUUUCCAAUCAUAAUAACGCAAGCAUAUGGCAAACCGGUCUGCGGAUGCCGUUGCCUCGCUUGCCAGAAAGGGGAUGUGCUUGGAGUCGUGGCUUGUGCGACCCCCAUCCUCUCUAGUUCUUUUGGUGUUUUUGCUUCCUGUUCUUGUUUAUAGUUCUUUGGUAUGGUGUGUCUGUCCUGUUUGUUUGGUUGGGUUUGGCUCCCCUUGCUGGUUGGCUUUUUUGAUAUCUUUGUAAAAACAUGGCAAACUCAAACAAUACGCUGAAAUUAGGAUUCAUUAUUAAUCUAUUAUAC
This is a messenger RNA of Prunus mume (Japanese apricot), 3371 nucleotides long. RefSeq lists its product as uncharacterized. Gene Ontology annotation, molecular function: protein kinase activity; receptor serine/threonine kinase binding; ATP binding. The record is from RefSeq and is a predicted model, not a curated record. Lineage: Eukaryota; Viridiplantae; Streptophyta; Magnoliopsida; Rosales; Rosaceae. Gene Ontology annotation, biological process: protein phosphorylation.